AGAGAGAGAAAGUGAGUGAUAGAGAGAGAAGAUAAUCGGGAUCUGAUAAAUAGAGAAUGAAUAUUCGGAGUUUUCUAUGAACAACUCCACUUGUUCAGAACUCGUUAAUGGCGUCUUUUUCGACUGAGAAAUGUAUAAUACUGCGAAAUUUUUCUCUGAUUGUACGGCCAGUAGAUCGGAGAAAGUUAGGGCUUUGGCCAUGGGGAGAAAGAAGGUGGAGAUGAAGAAAAUUAAGAGCAAGAACAGCCGCCACGUGACGUUCUCGAAGAGGAGGAAAGGUCUGAUGAAGAAGGCCUCUGAGCUUUCCGUUCUCUGCGAUGUCGAAGUCGCUCUCAUUGUCUUCUCCGGCAGCGGCAACCUCUACGAGUUUUCCAGCUCCGGAAGUUUAGGGAAAACACUUGAACGCUACCAAACAUAUAAUGCCAGUCAAGAAGUUGCUCUGAUCAAGAAGGCUGAGAAACGCAAGAAACAUCAUACAGAAUAUAGUGGACACCGGAAAGUUGAUGAACACCUGAAUGUGAUGAGUGACCUCAAAGUUGAACAGCUAACCACACAAGAACUCAUACAUCUUGAAAGAGAUGUGGGUGACACGUUAGCACAAACACGACAAAGCAAGGCAAACAACCACGGUCAACGCCCCAAUAAUAUGCACGUAAGUUUUUAAUCAUAGCUCCAUUAUAAUGACUUCAAAGGCGUGUCUACAGCUUUAGUAGCUAGAGUAUUAGAAUUUUCAGAAGUAAAUGCUCGUCGACAAAGGCUGCUGAAGGUUUGGCUUUACC
Messenger RNA from Morus notabilis, 779 nucleotides. Its product is annotated as MADS-box transcription factor 34. Gene Ontology annotation, molecular function: RNA polymerase II cis-regulatory region sequence-specific DNA binding; DNA-binding transcription factor activity, RNA polymerase II-specific; protein dimerization activity. The record is from RefSeq and is a predicted model, not a curated record. Bases 131 to 664 code for a protein of 177 amino acids. The transcript is spliced from 6 exons. Gene Ontology annotation, biological process: positive regulation of transcription by RNA polymerase II. NCBI's taxonomy places the organism in Eukaryota, Viridiplantae, Streptophyta, Magnoliopsida, Rosales, Moraceae.